GUUGGGAAGCGUUGUGUUUCGUCGGAUACAAAAUUUUAGUGGCAGAAGGCAAAAUGCGGAUAUACUGGAGUUGUACAGAGCCCAGUAUGUUGGAAAAUAGCAAAUAAUUUUCACUGAAACAAAUCCCACAGUUUCUCGAAAAAAUAAACUACCAUCACAAUCAGUGUUUAUGGUGAAAAUCCUCUGAGUCUAAUUACUGCAGCUAGUCAAGUGAAAAUUGUGAAUUUCUUCUCUGAUGUUUUUACACCGAAAACAACAAAGUGAAGAAGAGCAUCGAAAAAUUAUUGAAAAGUUGUGUUUUGGUUAAAAGGCACACGAAAUAGUGUUAAAAUCUAAUGUUGGAUUAAGUGAAGGUGUCCGGAAAUUGUAUCUUUUUUUUUUUGUGAAAACGUGCAUUUGAACAAAUUCCCUGGAUUGCUAUUGUGCCUCUCUUUUUUUUUACCACUUGCAAAAUUAACCAUUUGGUAAUAAUUAAGGAGAAUUAUAAAUAUGGCGAAUUACUAAAUAUUUUGCUGAAAUCACACAAAAAUUUUUCCCUCCAUUUUUUUUUACUGUGCUGUGCGGAUUUUUCUGUGACUUUAACUUUAUUCCAAUUGCAUCAAUUUUCCAUGUUCCGAUUCUCAAAAUAAUUCAUCACAAUAGUGUUGUCACCGGAAUAAAAUAAAAAAAAAGUAAUUUUUGCUAAAAGACAUUCUCAUCUUGAGAAAUAUUGUGUGUCAUACUAAAAAAAAAGAAAGAUAUGCAUUUAAAAGUGGAUGUUUUUGAAAUUGCAAUGAGACUAAUAAUUGCAUGACUUUGCUAAUAAUCUUUUUCCUCUGGCUGCAUUUCCAAUUAUAAUUUUUCUCAUCAGUGGUUCACGCAGAAAAAAUUCUGCGUGUCCAAGAAGGAUUAAUUGAUACAUUUUCACAUAAACAAAAAAGGCUUUACAAAAGGAGUCUAUAAAGCUAGUAAAUCAUGGACAACUAUAGCUUUAUUAAAUAUUACAAUCAGAAGAAUAAAACUUCUGGACGACGCCAAUUGGGGUCAAAUGCCUUAGCUAGCCACUUGUAUCGUUCAGCGAGUUUCAACUCGUCAGGAAGGAGUUCCAACUGUGAUACCACGGAAGACAUGUACAGUGAUGUUAGUUUGGAUGAUGUUCAAGAUUUAAAUCACAAGCUCGAAUUACUGCAGAGGCAGGUGACAAACUUGGCGGAUUCACAGAACAACGUGGAGGACAUCACGACGCGCACCAAGACGGAAUAUGCGGUCCUCCAGGCGCGCUAUCACAUGCUCGAAGAGCAGUUGCGGGAAUGUGAGAUGCGCGCUGAGGAGAGGAUCGCAGAGGAACAACGGAGGAACAGGGAAUUGCUGGCACGGAUGGAGAGGGAGGCUCAACUGCAAUCGGAGAAUUGUCAGAUGAAGGUACGCACGGUGGAGAAGGAAGCAGCCACGCAUCGUGAAGAGGUUCAGCGCCUGAGGUUGCAGUGCGACAAACAGGCAGCUGAUCUGCAUGCCACAGAGGAGAAGUUGGAGAUUACCAACGACAAUUAUACUGCACUGCAGCAGGAUCUGCUGGAAGUACAGGCGCGUGAGAAGAAACUACUGGCGGAAAAAGUGGCCACGGAGGAGCUGAUGCUCGAGAUGAGUCGAGAAGUGGACCGAUUGAGAAGCGAACGUGGUCCAGCCAUGCCCACCACCUCACCAGAGUCUAUAAGACUGGAGGAGCUACACCAGGAACUCGAUGAGUUACGCCAAAUCAACAAAAAUCUUGAGGAAGCUAAUGAGGAACUUCAGGCUCUCGUUCUGACUCGAGGCGUCGAAGAGGGCAGAAACCUUCUCAAUGGCACAUCGAAUAGUCUUGCGCAGGAGCUUCAUGAUAUGAGCCAGAGUCAGGACGCAACAGAUGCGGCUAUGCUGACGUCACUCACGCAGCUUCAGUCAGCUUAUCAGGAUAAAGAGGAAGAGAAUGUCCGACUAAAGCACUACAUCGAUACGAUUCUGUUGAAUAUCGUGGAAAAUUAUCCUCAAUUGUUGGAGGUGAAGACCAAUUCAGUGUCAAACACAAAAAAGGAUUGAAGUGAGUCAAUGAAAAAAAAAAUCCCAUCUUCUGUUAUAAAUAUUCGUCGAUAAAUCAAUAAUUUUAAUAAUUGCCUCCGAAAAGACAAUGUCCAAUAAUAUUUUAACAAAAUGUAUUUUAUAGUAAACAAGUGACUCGUUGAGAGAAAAUAUUUUUAUUAAUUUUGAAAACAUGCUUUUUGAAUGUUGCAAGAUAAAAAGAAAUUGUAGAUAGAAGAGAUAAAAUUUAUUUAGUCCAAAAUAAAGAAAUCCCAAGCCACAAGAUUGUUCGUGGAAAUAUUAAAAAAAUAAAUAAAAGUAAAAAUGAGCAAUAGAGUUAUUGUUUAAAAUUGUGAUUAAUGUGGCUAAAUUAGGAAUUUACUGAUCAAGUUAUAUUUACUAAAACCCUAGACUUUUGUAAAUUAUUCUUCUAAACCAGAAAAAUAUAAAAAAUACUUUUGCAAGAAA
Molecule: messenger RNA, 2502 nt
Organism: Phlebotomus papatasi
Lineage: Eukaryota; Metazoa; Arthropoda; Insecta; Diptera; Psychodidae
Gene: nuf
Product: rab11 family-interacting protein 3
Exons: 7
Coding region: 955-2055 (366 amino acids)
Biological process (GO): endocytic recycling; regulation of cytokinesis
Cellular component (GO): cleavage furrow; recycling endosome membrane; midbody
Source: RefSeq, a predicted model, not a curated record